Molecule: messenger RNA, 3735 nt
Organism: Paramormyrops kingsleyae
Lineage: Eukaryota; Metazoa; Chordata; Actinopteri; Osteoglossiformes; Mormyridae
Gene: chfr
Product: checkpoint with forkhead and ring finger domains, E3 ubiquitin protein ligase
Biological process (GO): mitotic cell cycle checkpoint signaling; ubiquitin-dependent protein catabolic process; protein ubiquitination
Cellular component (GO): nucleus
Molecular function (GO): ubiquitin-protein transferase activity; protein binding
Source: RefSeq, a predicted model, not a curated record
CUGCCUCCCCCAUCAGCUGACAUGUGUAAAUGCCUUUGGUUGCCAGGAAGUGCGUGACUGUGCGCACAGGCAAGGAAAUGAAAGGACUUUAAAUCUCUUCUGAAAAUAACAAAAGAGAAUGUUUUCGCCGCAGAGUGUCCGCUAGCGGGACAGGUCGUCGGCAUCGCCGGGGAAUUAGAUAACAAUUCGUGCUUGUUUGACUGUGUUCGCGGAUAUUUCGUGAGUAAAAAGCGGCCUGGAAAAGAAAGACGAAAAAUAAAAAGGGGGAGGGAGACACCGUCUUCAAAGUCGGGGCUUCGCCUUUACUUUCGUCUGCAGCUAGUUGUCAUUUACCGAGUGUACUUAGUCACUUUAGACAGUCUGGAGAGUUUAGACAUUCGAGUACUUCUUUCUGAAGUAAAGUCGGAUUUUAAAAAAUCCAGUCGAUUUUUACUAAUCAAGGCUAGAAUACACAAAGUUAACUAGUCUUCUCGUUAACAACUUUCUAGAUUUCUCCUUAAGGCAAACUCGCUUGCGGUUUAACAGCUGGAUAACUCCGUUAACUAGUCUUCUGUUAAAAACAUCACCGUUGUUUUACGGCGCCGUGACGCCCGACGUUGUUUAAUGUGGACUUGCCCAGUAGCGGGUUAAACUCGCAUAUUCAGCUCACCGCUUAACCGGUUAACGCCUUGCUGCGCCUGGCCUGUGCUGCUCGGCCCUUGGAGAUGGAGGACCGGGCCAAGGCGCAGCCCUGGGGGAGGCUGGUGAAGCUGGACCCGGGUGCGGGCUCAGAAGUGCUGCUGGUCAACAAGGAGUGCACGGUGGGAAGAAGAAGGGGGUGCGAUCUCUCCUUUCCUGCAAAUAAACUGGUCUCAGGGGAUCACUGUAAAAUAGUGCAAGAUGAACACUCAGGUGAAGUCUGGUUGGAGGACAUGAGCACCAACGGCACUGUGAUCAACAUGUCCAAACUGGUUAAGAAGCAGGUGCACCCUUUGCAGAGCGGUGACGUGAUCUACUUUGUGUACAGGAAAAAUGACCCAGAGCAAAACAUAGCAUACGUCUACCAUUCUAUUCCUCUGCAGUCGGCGGCUCUGCGAUAUGCCACAGCAUCCCCUGAGCAGACAAGGGCAACUCAAGAUGAGCCACAGCCCUCCACCUCCAGCUCACAUGUGUUCUGCACCUCCACUCCAGCAGCCUGUCCCGCUGAAGCUGGUCACGGUUCUGAGACGUCUCUCGCAUCCCAUGAUGCCCCGGGGCCAGAACGCGUAGACACAAGAGUGAAGCCUCCGUGUACAAGAGAUGUCCGAAAGACGGAGGCUGGGGAUGAUGAGACAGAACCAGAGAGGAAAAGGAGAAAAACUGAAAAGGAUUAUGAGUUUGACCUGCCUGACACGGAGUCCACUGAGGCUGAGGGCCCCCAUAAGGGGCCCGUGGAGGCCCCUGUGCGGAAGGGAGCUGCAGAGGGGUCAAAGGUUGACAAGAUGGAGGAAUCACUGACCUGUAUCAUCUGCCAGGACCUGCUGUAUGACUGUGUGAGCCUCCAGCCCUGCAUGCACACCUUCUGCGCGGCCUGCUACUCCAGCUGGAUGGAACGCUCCUCCCUGUGUCCUACCUGCCGCUGCCCCGUGGAGAGGAUCCGCAAGAACCACAUCCUUAACAACCUGGUGGAGGCGUACCUGCUGCAGCACCCAGAGAAAAGCCGCAGCGAGGAAGAUCUGAAGAACAUGGACAUGCGCAACAAGAUCACUGAGGACAUGGUGCAGCCCAAACUCGAGCGGUCCCUGUCCGACGAGGAAGGCAGCUCUGACUACCUGUUUGAGCUCUCUGACAACGACAGCGAUACCUCUGACAUCAGCCAGCCCUUCGUCAUGUGCAGGCAGUGUCCCGGCUACAGGAAGGAUGGCGUCCAUGGGGCCUCGGUCUCUGGAGUGACGCGGGGCGAGCAGUUCGCUAAGCCUUUAGGGGAGGGACCCUCCACAUCCGCCAGUACCCCUUCAGCUCUUCAGGAAUACACAUGCCCUCUCCAGGGCAGUCAUGUGAUUUGCACGUGCUGCUUACAGCCCAUGCCAGACCGCCGUGGUGAACUGGCCAACCACCCCUUAUUCACGCAGCAGUGCGCCACGUGUCACCUGCCGUUCUGCCACAUGUACUGGGGGUGCCAGCGGACCGGAUGUCAGGGCUGCCUGGCGCCAUUCAGCGAACUCAACCUCACAGAAAAAUGCCUUGAUGGAGUGCUCAACAGCAAUAAUUACGAGUCCGAUAUCCUUCAGAAUUACCUGGCUUCCAGAGGCAUGUCCUGGAAGGAGAUGCUCCAGGACAGUCUGCAGGCCCUUCAGCAGGGUACCUUCCACCUAUCAGACUAUCGCAUUACUGCCAACACCGUCCUGUGCCACUGUUGUGGCCUGAGAGCCUUCAAGGAACUGGCCUACAAGUACAGGCAGAACAUCCCAGCCUCCGAGCUUCCAGCGGCUGUAACAUCUCGUCCUGACUGCUACUGGGGACGCAACUGUCGCACACAGGUGAAGGCCCACCAUGCUAUGAAGUUCAACCACAUUUGUGAGCAGACGCGUUUUAAGAAUUGAAGAGCCCCUCGUCGCUUCCCCCUGGAGAGAGAGAGAGAGAGAGAGAGAGAGAGAGGAGGCUCUCUUGGUGUGUCCGAGUGCCUUUUUGGGUGAUGGUGCCUAUGCUGGAGCCCUCGGGUUUAGCAGAGACACCCCAGGACAAAAAGAGUAACUUUCAGGAAGCCCAAGUCAUUACAAUCUCAUGCCAUUUUGCCUGUCAACAUUGCAAAUGGACAAAAAGGCAUUGGUGUGAAUAGCCUCAUUAAUGUAGUCUUUGUGUAAGGCCUGUGGGAAUCCCCCAGAGGGCCUUCCGUCUGUGAUGUCAGCGGGGUUCCUCUAUCCCCGCCCACACACUUAGUGUGCUCAUCAGGUCACGCUCUCUGUCAUUGUUCCUCAUGUUGCUCCUAUGGUGUUUUCGCAACUUUCUCAGUGUUACAGCAUAAUUGCUUGAGUCUCCCUAUCUAUGCGUGUUCAUUUCUCAGCAGUGCCAGGCUCCAGGUGGCUGGUGCGCCUGUCAUUAGCGGUUAGCUUUUCUCUCUGCGUUUCUGAAUAGAGAGCUGAUACAGUGUAGGAAUUCCUCCAUGCGUUCCCUUAGGGGGGGCGUCUUACUGACACAAAGCUGCCGAGUAUUUGUCCCAGUGUUAAGAAAUGUAGUGGCAGAGAGUGUACAGGGCCUCCCUCCUGUUAGUGAGUGAUGGCGUUAGCGCCUGGCUAGCCCUGAUUUUAUUUCAGUUUUUAUCCUGUACCAAGUCAGGUUAAAGCCUGGCAUCAGAGCUCCCUGUUUCUGUGGCGACUCGUAUUUAUUUAUGGGGGAGAAGCGGUGGACACUCAUGCAUAUUAGAUAUGCUGUGAUGCUAUUCACAUCUGACACUGCGAUUUACACUGGGCAGCAACAGCGGGUAGCUUAGAGCAGUGAUCACUCAUGGAGGAGGGGGGGGGGGGGUAGCCAUCUUGGUUCCUGCUUUGCUUAGAGAUAAUCAGCCUUAUUAUCGUAGUUCAUUAGCCCCGAUUCGGUGGCUCUGUGAAACAGCAAGCCGAUCCACUUAGUUGUGGUCCUUAAUGGCUCAUAGACAUGCCCACGGUAACCGACUUGGUCAUGUGAUUAGUGUUACGGGCAGCGUGCAGGGGGUGUGCUGUGCUACACCCCCAUGAAGAGAGCCCUGUGAACAGAGAAUGCGGCAUGCCCAUAUGGUGG